GCGGCGCGAGCCGUCGCAGCUGCCGGGCACGGCCUCGCCAUGAGCGGCCGCAACGCGUCCGACGAGCUCCGCGUCCUGUGUAGCCCCGGCCCGCUGUUCCUGCAGCCGCUCUGGGACGGCCUGCGGGCCCGGGAGGCGCUCCUGCAGUCGCCCUACUUCCCGGCCGUCUUCUCCAUCGGCACCUACCUGGGCUGCUGCCUGCCCUUCGUGCUGCUGGACGCGCUGUGCCCCUGGGUGCCCGCGCUGCGGCGCUACAAGAUCCACCCGGACUUCGCGCCGUCGGCGCGGCAGCUGCUGCCCUGCCUGGCGCAGACCCUCUACCAGCACGCCGUGUUCGUGUUCCCCGUGACGCUGCUGGACUGGGCCCGCGGCCCGGCCCCAGUGCCCCCCGAAGCCCCCGAGCUGCUGCAGCUGGCGCGCCACGUCGGCUGCUGCCUGCUGCUCUUCGACGCCGAGUUCUUCGCGUGGCACGUGCUGCACCACCGGGUGCCCUGGCUGUACCGCACGUUCCACAAGGUGCACCACCAGAACGCGGCGUCGUUCGCGCUGGCCACGCAGUACAUGAGCGUCUGGGAGCUGUUUUCCCUGGGCUUCUUCCACCUGCUGAACGUCACGCUGCUCGAGUGCCACCCGCUCACCGUGCUGGUUUUCCACGUGCUCAACAUCUGGCUGUCGGUGGAGGACCACUCGGGCUACGACUUCCCCUGGUCCACGCACAGACUCGUGCCCUUCGGCUGCUACGGCGGCGUGGAGCACCACGACCUGCACCACUCGCAGUUCAACUGCAACUUCGCCCCCUACUUCACGCACUGGGACAAGCUGCUGGGGACCUUCCGGUCCCCGCACGCCAAGUGAGGCGCGCGCCCCCCGGCGGGCGCGGCGGGGCGGGUGCCCCUCGCACCCGGGACUGCUGGGCGCUUCGCACUCGAGUCAGGACAGACACACCCGAGCCUUUGUGUUGUUCUGUUUUUGUAAGUAAUUUAUUACCUGAUGGAGAUUUGUGGGUAAAAUCUGAUGUAUUUUCACAGCCUGACCAAGUAAUUUAUAUCGUUUUUGCGUAUUGAGGAUUGUACUCGGAGUCUAAUUCUAGCUCACUUCAGUAGCGUUGAUUCCUGGAUAUGUAUAUAUGAUAUAUGUAUAUCACUGGUGUAUUUAAAUCAUCUCUAAAACGUUUGCUUGUAGGACAAGGACUUUCUUAUUUUUCAAAGUGUCACAGAAAUAGGCUGAAAGAACAUAUUUUUAUGGAAAAUGUGAACAGUGAAACAUUCCUGCUGGACAGUGAUCACAGUUAUUGUACUUAACCCCAAUUUUUUCACAUAACUGUAUAUUUAUAUUGAAUGAAAUGUUAUUUGUGCUUUAAAAGUGAAAAAAAAAAACCCAACCUAAAUCAGACAAA
Messenger RNA from Felis catus (domestic cat), 1396 nucleotides. It is a transcript of the gene CH25H, whose product is annotated as cholesterol 25-hydroxylase. The coding region runs from base 40 to 855 and encodes 271 amino acids. The transcript has a single exon. The record is from RefSeq and is a predicted model, not a curated record. Gene Ontology annotation, molecular function: iron ion binding; C-4 methylsterol oxidase activity; steroid hydroxylase activity. Gene Ontology annotation, biological process: sterol biosynthetic process; cholesterol metabolic process. NCBI's taxonomy places the organism in Eukaryota, Metazoa, Chordata, Mammalia, Carnivora, Felidae.